CAAACGCGUUGACACACAAAGUUCCGAGACAGCCGUUGGCCAGUUUUUGCCGUAACGAAUUCACAUUGAUAAAAUGAUUAAAUGUUACAAGGGACACGGCUAUCAUACAUAUAAUAUAUAAACAAAACGGUCUAUACACUUAACAAUAUAUCAUCUACAUUGCUUUCAGCUUAAAAUUCCACUUUAGAUAUACUUUUUUGGUUGAGUACUUCGUCGCGUCCCCUUUAAGUGGUGUUGGGUGUAGGCUGUGAAACUCAAAGGAAAGCUAAAGACUCAAACUGAAGGUUUUGGUGAGGAUCGAGGGCUGGAUGCGUUCGUCAUGGUAAAGGAUGUUCCGGAAAGUCAAAAAGCGCCACAGUAGCAGCAGCUCGCAAAGCAGUGAGAUCAGCACCAAAAGCAAAUCUGUGGACUCCAGUUUGGGAGGGCUCUCCAGAUCCAGCACCGUCGCCAGCCUUGAUACAGACUCCACCAAGAGCUCAGGUAACAGCUCAUCUGAAACAUGCGCUGAGUUCCGGGUGAAGUAUGUGGGAGCCGUUGAGAAGUUACAGUUCGACAUGAGCAAGACGCUCCAGGAGCCUCUGGACCUCAUCAACUAUAUCGAUGCGGCUCAGCAAGAUGGAAAGCUGCCCUUCGUGCCUGGAGACGAAGAGAUGAUUCUGGGAGUGUCAAAGUACGGAGUGAAGGUGGCCUCGCUGGACCAGUGUGAUGUGCUGCACCGCCACCCUCUGUUCCUGAUCGUGCGCAUGUUGUGUUACGAUGACGGCCUCGGCGCAGGGAAGAACCUCCUCGCUCUCAAAACCACCGAUGCAAAGCAAGAGGAGUGCAGCAUCUGGGUGUACCAGUGCAGCAGCUCGGAGCAGGCUCAGUCCAUCUGCAAGGUGCUGUCGGCUUCCUUUGACUGCGCUCUGACAUCAGACAAGUCCUGAAAGAAGGGAGCUAAGAUGCUGUGAGUCCAGAAGAGAAAAGAAACAACUGCAAAACCAGUAAAUCAGAAGAUUGCAAAAAAACAAAUUGCAAACAUUUCCCUUUUUAGUUUAGGGGGGAAAAAAGCGUUGGAAUGAAGUGCACAAUAUAAAUGAAUCAUAUUUAAUGUAAAUUAUGUUAGAAAACGGUACAUAGUGGUGAUUCCUGGGAGACAUUCACCAGUGGAGAAACUAUAAUGUGCUCACAUUUGACGACAUGCAGUUUCUCUUCAUGUGGAAAUCACUCAGAUCUCGUUUUGAAGUUUAGAUUUCCUUUUGUGUGUUUUGUUGUGUUUGAGACAAACAGUAUUAUAACAGUGAUCACUUUUUUUCGACUCGAAGGUACUUAACGCAAAGAUGCUUUAACUGUGAGAGGAGUCAUACUUUGUUUUUGAUUUGUGGUAUUUACUCAUUUUAAUGACUGUUUUGACUUUUAUUGAAUCUUCAUUUAAUUGUCUUUUUACUGCAAGUUUUAUGGUACCAAAAGUGUUUUCUGAUUUGAUAAAUUCUUGUUUUUAUGUCGUGAUUAAAAUGCAUUAAGUCCAUUAAGACUUGCCGAAACCACAUAAAUCCUAAACGUCUGUUUGAAGCAUAUGAAAGGUUGUUUUAGAGGAAAGCGUGUUUACAGUAGUGGUACUUACUUGACUUCACCUUGUACAUAAUAAUAACAUAAUUCUGCCUUUUCAUCAUGGUCCUGUUAAGAUUGGGUUGAACAUGUGACAUUUAGGACUGUGAUCUGGUACAAUAAAGGAGAGAAUGGCUUUUGUUUUAACUCAUUAAAAGUGUUAUUUCUCGUUACAUCUUUA
Molecule: messenger RNA, 1768 nt
Organism: Cottoperca gobio
Lineage: Eukaryota; Metazoa; Chordata; Actinopteri; Perciformes; Bovichtidae
Gene: itgb1bp1
Product: integrin beta 1 binding protein 1
Exons: 7
Coding region: 330-926 (198 amino acids)
Biological process (GO): negative regulation of focal adhesion assembly; negative regulation of substrate adhesion-dependent cell spreading
Cellular component (GO): cytoskeleton; ruffle; lamellipodium
Molecular function (GO): integrin binding
Source: RefSeq, a predicted model, not a curated record